AUGGAAUGGGACAGUGAUUGGGAGGAGGAGGAGGAGGAGAUGGUCGGGGAGAGGGAGGAAGAGGGUUAUCUACUCGGAAGCGGGGGGCCUUUCCUCUUCAGCAUCGGAGACUUGCCGGAGUCGGCGUCCUUCGGGUUCGUGGUCUGCGAUGCCCUGGAGCUCGACUAUCCAAUCAUCUACGUUAACACGACCUUCGAGAAGGUCACCGGGUACCGGGCGGAGGAGGUUCUCGGCCGGAAUUGGUCAGUAGCCCUUCCUCCUUUUUCCCAUUCUGUCAAUUAAUUCAUGUUUUCUGCGCACGGCGGAGGUUUAUUUUCCCGUACUCUGGCUUCACAAAUGAAUUAUAAUAAUUUUGGGGAAGAUAGGGGAGGAUAUUAAGCUCGACAUACAUGAGUAUAAUCUCUGAUAAUUUAGUUGACUUCCUUUUCCCUUUAUACUCAAACGAGUUGCGGGCAUGUAAAUCCCAUCUUACUUGUUCUUUGCUUAUAAAAUCGAACUGCUAUCACGAACAAGGAGAGAACAUUCGCUUGGAACAGUGCUCACACCCGUCGUGUCCAUGGUCGUCUAUCGCAAGAAGCGCGAGCUUGUUGAUGCCCUCAUGCGGUUUGGUGUAUGUGCAACGUUAAAUCUUAUCACUGUUCUUUAAAAUGGUGCAUCUGCCCUUGAAUCAUCUGAUUCCUCUCACCGUAGAAGAAUCACGCUGAUGAAAUGUCCCUCCACAGCAGGCAUUUGAUUUAAUCAUCGUGAUUGAGCUCGACAUAGGCCAGCUGCUCUUCAUGCUCCCCGAAGAUGAUUUUUCUAUUUGCCUUCUUGGCAACAAUAUCAGGGGCUUCUACUCCCAGUGGUCCUCUAAGUGCCCCAGAUUGUAUGAUCCUCCUUAGCAGCGUCAACUCCCAACUGUAGCAUUCAUAGUUUCUCUGGUAUAAAUGAUGACUCAUUUAUUAGCUACACGCCUCUUAUGGUUUCUGGUUUGAACGCUUUCUUGUUAGUUUUGCAUGGUUGUGUGUGCCCAUUUUUAUUUUUAUUUUUCCGCUGUUCAGUACAAGAACAUGAGAGCAGUAAGUAUGAUCCAGAUACUAAAACAGCGUGGUGUUCCCCUGAAUAAUACCUGGACUGAUCAUCUUCUCUGGAACAGAAGAUUCCCGUGGUUUCCUGCUCGAUUUCAGUCGGUUGUCCAUGGCUAGAUGCGAGAAUGUGAGAAGGGGGAGCUCUUUAGUUCAGUAGUUUAUCUGCCGUCAACGUACUACCACUGGAUAAAGAUAGCGUGAAGCUCAAUGCAAAACCCUGCUGAUGAUCAGAUUCUUGGUUCAGGAGACGUGUUUCGGAAGGGUUUAUUGCUUCAACUGUGGAAUUGAAACUAAUGUCUAUUUAGUCAUCAAGACAAAAAGGACGAGCCCCGUGAAACAAAUGAUUCAUGAACAGAGAAUAAGUUACGAUCAUCAAAACUCUUUACCCAUUCUAGUUUUAACUUAUUUUAUUCAAUCUGUCUUCUUGUCAAAGAAGAGUUAUGCGGGUUAUUGCAGUUUUUUCUUUGUGUGAUACGAUUCUUGUGCUGCGUCUGAAACUGGCCGCAGCUUUUUAUUUCCCUGGUAUUUAUAAAUCGUUAUGUUUUUCUCGAAUUUUCAACUACGAAAAUCAAAAAACAAAAACGGAUAUUUUUGAACUAAAAAAAUACUCAGCCAGUCGCCAAAGCGCAUAUAACGGAAAUUUGCCAGUCGUCGAUCUAACCACAUGUUUUGUUACAACAUCGUUCUUUGUUGCCAUUAAUUUUCCAGAUUCUUUAAGACCUUACUCUAAGGAAUAACCGAUGUUCCCUUGAAUCUCUCUCUCUCUCUCUCUCUCUCCCCCCUCUCUCCCUCACCGAUUGGGUCGGAGCUAAUGUUUCGGAGAGAGCAGAUAUGAGAUACCCUUUUACAGAGGUCUGAUGGAGAUAAUAGCUGUUGAAAUCAUGGCGCUCUCGGCAGUGUUCUUCUCAAUAAGCUGCGACUUCUUGCGCUACUCGAGAACUAAUCUCCCUUUCUUUGACCACCUUGCUCUCUCAAACAACCCUUCUUGUGGAGUGAAUGAGGCCUGAGCAUGGUUCUAGAGCGAGCAUGUGUUAACCAUCUGAGGGGAAAUCUUCUUUUCAUUCUGGAACUCACGGUUGUAUGGAUGGUUGCUGUCUGUUGUCCAGCCGGUUUCUGCAGUGCCGGGGGGCCUUUGCUCAGCGGCGGCACACCAUGGUGGAUCCCUCCGUGGUAGCGGAGAUGCACCGGUGCCUCAGAGAAGGGGCCGAUUUCUCCGGCGAGGUCCUCAACUUCAGCAAGGACGGGGCUCCGCUGACGAACCGGCUGACACUGACGCCCAUCUACGGCGACGACGACCUGAUAACCCACGUCAUCGCCGUGCAGGUCUUCACCGAGGCCAAGCUGGACCUCGACCCGCUCCCCACCGCCUCCGCCAAGGCGGCGCCGAGGCCGGCGGGGCCGCCGCCGUCGUGGUUCGUAUCGGGGCCGUCUCGCGGACAGGUCUGCCGGGAGCUCUGCUGCCUUCUGCAGCUCAGCGACGAGGUGCUAUCUCAGAAGAUCCUCCUGCGGCUUCCCCCGCGCGACAUCGCCGCCGUCGGGCUGGUCUGCAAGCGGUUCUACGAGCUGUCCAGGAACGAGCACCUGUGGCGGCUGGUCUGCCGGAACGCGUGGGGCUGGGAGUCGGUCCAAGCGCUGGAGGCAGCGGCGGCGCCGCCUGGAGGGAAGCGGCAGCCGCUGCGGUGGGAGCGGCUGGCGAGGGAGCUGACCACCCUCGAGGCCGUGGCGUGGCGGCGGCUCUCCGUCGGCGGUGUCGUGGAGCCCUCCAGGUGCAACUUCAGCACCUGCGCCGUCGGCAACCGGGUCGUCCUCUUCGGCGGCGAGGGGGUCAACAUGCAGCCUAUGAACGACACCUUCGUGCUGGACCUCGGCGCCACCCGCCCCGAGUGGCGGCCGGUCAACGUCGCCUCCCCCCCGCCGGGCCGGUGGGGACACACCCUCUCCUCCCUCAACGGCUCCCGCCUCGUGGUCUUCGGCGGCUGCGGCACCCAGGGGCUCCUCAACGACGUCUUCCUCCUCGACCUCGACGCCAAGAGCCCCACCUGGCGGGACAUCUCCGGCCUGUCCCCGCCGCCGGCGAGGUCCUGGCACAGCUCCUGCACCCUCGACGGCUCCACCCUCCUCGUCACCGGCGGCUGCGCCGACGCCGGCGUCCUCCUCAACGAUACCUUCACUCUGGACCUCACCGCCGAGAACACCGCCACCUGGAAGGAGAUCCUCCCUUCAGGCACCGCCACCGCCGCCACAGCCUGGAAGGAGAAACCGCCGCCGCGGCUGGGCCACACGCUCUCCGUCUACGGCGGCCGCAAGGUGCUCAUGUUCGGGGGCCUCGCCAAGAGCGGACCGCUGCGCUUGCGCUCCAGUGACGUCUUCACCCUCGACCUCGCCCAGGAGGAGCCGUGCUGGCGGUGCAUCACCGGCAGCGCCAUGCCGGGGGCGGGGAACCCCGCCGGCGCAGGGCCGCCACCGCGGCUGGACCAUGUGGCGGCGAGUCUCCCCGGGGGGCGCGUGCUCAUCUUCGGGGGGUCCGUCGCGGGGCUGCACUCGGCGUCGCAGUUGUACGUGCUGGAUCCAGCGGAGGAGGAGCCCCGGUGGAGGAUUCUGACUGUGCCCGGGAGGCCGCCGCGCUUCGCGUGGGGGCACAGCACCUGCGUCGUCGGAGGGACGAGGAUUGUCGUCCUAGGGGGGCAGACCGGGGAGGAGUGGAUGCUCGGUGAGCUCUACGAGCUCUCUCUCGCGAGCUUCGGCUCGUGA
This is a messenger RNA of Spirodela intermedia, 3818 nucleotides long. The record is from the annotation of a GenBank genome assembly. NCBI's taxonomy places the organism in Eukaryota, Viridiplantae, Streptophyta, Magnoliopsida, Alismatales, Araceae.